Knipowitschia caucasica is the source of this 1554-nucleotide messenger RNA. NCBI's taxonomy places the organism in Eukaryota, Metazoa, Chordata, Actinopteri, Gobiiformes, Gobiidae. The record is from the annotation of a GenBank genome assembly.
AUGUUCAGCUUUGUGGAUAUUCGGAUAGCGCUGCUGCUCAGCGCAGCGGUGCUUUUGGCGACAGGACAAGGCGAGGAUGAUAGCUUAGCCGGCAGCUGCUCGUCUGAUGGACAGUUGUACAAUGAUAAGGACGUGUGGAAACCUGAGCCCUGCCAGAUCUGCGUGUGCGACAGUGGAAACAUUCUGUGCGACGAUGUCAUCUGCGAAGAAGGCUACGACUGCGAAGACCCCAUCAUCCCCGAGGGAGAGUGCUGCCCCAUCUGCCCUGAUGGACCCAUCACCGAAUCCCCGCCAGUCCCAGGAGACAAAGGAGACCCGGGUCCCCCUGGUCCUCCCGGAAACGACGGCAUCGAUGGAGAGCCCGGCCUUCCAGGACCUCCCGGCCCCCCUGGGCCCCCCGGCCUCGGCGGAAACUACUCUCCUCAAAUGUCCUAUACUGACCACUCCAAAUCCAGCGGCCCUCCUCAGCCUGGUCCCAUGGGCCCCAUGGGUCCCCGUGGCCCCCCAGGACCUAAUGGAAACUCUGGUCCCCAAGGUUUCACUGGCCCCGCUGGUGAGCCUGGUGAGCCCGGUGCUGCUGGUCCCAUGGGCACUCGUGGUUCAGCUGGUCCUCCUGGCAAGAACGGAGAUGAUGGUGAGCCUGGCAAACCUGGUCGCCCUGGUGAGCGUGGAGCUGCUGGCCCUCAGGGAGCCCGCGGUUUCCCCGGAACUCCUGGACUUCCCGGCAUCAAGGGACACAGAGGCUUCUCCGGUCUGGAUGGAUCCAAGGGAGACUCCGGACCUGCUGGACCCAAGGGAGAGCCUGGAAGCUCUGGAGAGAAUGGCAUGAACGGCGCAAUGCUCGUGGUCUUCCCGGUGAGAGAGGCCGCCCCGGACCCCCUGGACCCUCCGGCGCUCGUGGUAACGACGGCAACUCUGGCCCAGCUGGACCUCCCGGACCCACUGGCCCCUCUGGUCCCCCUGGAUUCCCCGGUGGUGCUGGAGCUAAGGGAGAGACUGGUCCUCAGGGAGGCCGUGGUAAUGAAGGACCUCAGGGAGCUCGUGGAGAGGCCGGUAACCCUGGACCCGCUGGACCUGCUGGAGCCGCUGGAAACCCCGGAUCCGAUGGUUCUCCUGGUGCUAAAGGUUCUCCUGGUCCCGCUGGUAUCGCUGGUGCCCCUGGAUUCCCUGGAGCCCGUGGUCCCGCUGGAGGCCAGGGAGCUGUCGGUGCUGCUGGUAGCAAAGGAAACAAUGGUGAGCCUGGUCUGCAGGGAUCUAAGGGAGAGCCUGGUGCCAAGGGAGAGCCUGGCCCAGCCGGUAUCCAGGGUCUGCCCGGACCCAGUGGAGAGGAGGGAAAGAGGGGAGGACGUGGAGAGCCCGGUGGUGCUGGUGCCCGUGGACCUUCAGGAGAGCGCGGAGGUCCUGGAGCUCGUGGAUUCCCUGGUUCUGAUGGAGGUGCUGGAGGCAAAGGCGUCCCUGGUGAGCGUGGAGCCAACGGACCUGCUGGAGCUCAGGGCGCCACUGGUGAAGCUGGAAACCCCGGAGCUCCUGGUGCCCCUGGAUCUAAGGGUGUGA